AUGCCGAUCCCACUCCUCCUCCUCCUCCUGGCCCAACAUACUGCCACGGCACUCAGGCUGCCGCCACCGCCGCUGCCGCACCUGACUCCUGCCGCGCUGGCUGCGCUCGCGGGGCUCGUCGUGAGCACGCAGCGGCCGGCGCUGUCAUCCACACCUCCGGCGCAGACGUCCGCCACUCUGCGGCCCUCGGCGGCGUCGCAGCCGUCCGCCGCCGCGCUGCAGAGUUCGGCGCGCGACGAGGCAGGGCUGCAGACCGUGUUCGACGAGGACAUGAAUGGCUACCUCGUCUUCAAGGACGCCGCCGCCUCGCCAAAGCUGCAGCGCUUCCGUUUCACCGGGCGUGUCAGCUCCGACCUCGAGGCGCGGCAGCAGUCGGCGCAGAGCCGCGCGCUGCGGCGCGAGGACCUCGCCACAGCGCUGAGCGUCCUCAACCUCAACGCCACCGUCGCCGGCAGGGAGGCCGCCAGCGCCACCGCCGCGCCGCCCGCCCCUUCGCCGCCCCCGCCCGCGCCUUCGCCGCCGCCGGCCCGCCUGCUGUACGAGCGCCCGUGGGAGGGGCUCGACGCCGCGCUCCUCACGUCGGCGCCUCAAGGGGCAGUCUUCUGGGCGGUCAAGGACGUGGUGCGGCGGGAGAUGCUGGCGCGGCUCGGCAUCACGGCCGGAAGCGGUACGCUCUUCCUGCAGUACUUCACGCCGCAGUACACGUCGCCGCCGCCGCUGCCGGCGUGGGCGGUCGCGCUCGGCCUCGACUGGCGCGCGAUCGCGACGCUCGUGGCGGUGGCGGCGGGCGAGGUUGCCUACUGGCUGGUGCGGGCCCCCACCGAGGUGCAAAAGACGAGGGCGCAGCUGAGCGCGCUCGUGCUCGACGGCGAGGAAGACGCCGCUGCAGGCGGCGGCGGUGCGAGCAGCGAGCGCGGUGCGCGCGGUGCGGACGGCGAGGGCGGUGCGGGCGGCGAGGGCGGUGCGGGCGGCGAGGGCGGCGGCGCGGGAGGAGGCCUCGCCUCGCGGGCCGCCUCGCGCCUCGCGUCGGCGCUCUCCGUCUUCGACGCGUACCCGCUGCUCGCGCUGUGCGACCUGCCGACGGUCGUGCUGCGCGUCUACUUCUUCCUGCUCCUCCGGCUCGCGGGCGGGGCCGACUACCUGGUCGGCCUGGACUCGCUGACGGCCGACCUGCUCCUCUACACGGCGGCCUCCGUCGCCGCAAACGGGCUGACGACGCCGCUCGAGGUCGUGCGCACGCGCCUGCUGCUGCAGCGCUCGGGCAGCUCCGCCACGCAGUACGCCGGCAUCACCGACGCGCUCGCCACGAUCUACAGGGAGGAGGGCGCGGCGGCCCUGUUCCGCGGCCUGCCGGUGCGGCUGGCAUGGAAUGGGCUCUGGGUGGGCGCAAUCUUGGGCGUGCAGCGCGCCUACUAUGCCGACGCGCAAACCUUCUUCUUGACGGUCGUGGGCGAGGCGGCCGAGGCGCUUGCCAGGCCGCUUCGUAGUAGUGUGUUUUAG
This is a messenger RNA of Emiliania huxleyi CCMP1516, 1500 nucleotides long. RefSeq lists its product as hypothetical. Lineage: Eukaryota; Haptophyta; Isochrysidales; Noelaerhabdaceae. The coding region runs from base 1 to 1500 and encodes 499 amino acids. The record is from RefSeq and is a predicted model, not a curated record. The transcript is spliced from 2 exons. Gene Ontology annotation, cellular component: mitochondrial inner membrane. Gene Ontology annotation, molecular function: S-adenosyl-L-methionine transmembrane transporter activity.